Colletotrichum gloeosporioides is the source of this 549-nucleotide messenger RNA. RefSeq lists its product as uncharacterized. The record is from RefSeq and is a predicted model, not a curated record. The transcript is spliced from 4 exons. The coding region runs from base 1 to 549 and encodes 182 amino acids. NCBI's taxonomy places the organism in Eukaryota, Fungi, Ascomycota, Sordariomycetes, Glomerellales, Glomerellaceae.
AUGAGCUAUACGACAAAAGUGAGCCUCGUUCCGCCUCAACCUCAGCAGGAAUGUAAGAGCUUUGAGAACCUUACAGAUCAGCUCCCUGCAGACCUUAACAUUAAACUACGUGUUAACUGCAGAGAACUAAGCCUUCUAAACAAUCAUAGGCAGAUAUGGAGCUAUCUGGUAUUGAUUGCGUUAGUGGGAGCUAAGCGACCGUUGACCAUAGGCUUGUCGAGGCUCUCCGUCUUGGCAGCGAGAAGAGUUUUCUUACAGGUCGGCUCGUCACACUUUAGAUCCACAAAGGAUAGAGGGAAAUCACGACGCGCUAGGCUUAAGACCUUUAAUAUCUCCGCCUUUAAGUGGAUGGCGGACCUUCGAAUUAAUGACUACUGGUUUGCGACGAUGAAGACCGUUCUGGCCACGCUCGAGGCCCUGCCCCUCGACGAGACCGGAACGGCCGCAGCCAGGACGUCGACCACACAGGAUGUGGUCGAGGCUAUCUUCUUCACCGGCAAUGGUGACCGCCGCGUGGCCGGCCUCCUGGACAUCUUGUAUGCUAUGUAA